This is a messenger RNA of Delphinapterus leucas (beluga whale), 4475 nucleotides long. NCBI's taxonomy places the organism in Eukaryota, Metazoa, Chordata, Mammalia, Artiodactyla, Monodontidae. The record is from RefSeq and is a predicted model, not a curated record.
GCCAUUCGGCAUCCGAAACUUUCCAGCGCCCGCGCCUCUCGGGGACUCGGCUGCGGCGGGGCGGGGGCGGCCCGGGGGCGGCGCGCGGCUGCUCCGGGCGCCGGGCCCUCCUCGGCCGCGGCACGGCCCGGGCUCGGAGACGGCCGGCUGGAGGGAGGUUCGGGGCGGCGGCGCCGCCGCAAGUUGCGCUGCUCGCGGCGAGGUAACUGAAGACAGAAAACAGGCCUAAAAAAAUAAACCCUCGAAGGAAGAAGGGAUUUGCCUACGUUUGGCUCUGAGCAAGGUCCCAGCAGACACUUGGCGUUUUAUAUGAUCGGAUGCUGGGGAGCCCACUGGUUCAAAGGUCUACAAAUGAAGUCAGCCUAAAGCGUUCUCACAGAAGGUGGCCCCCGCUUCGUAAAGACCUCAUCGCCGCGAGGUGAGGCUAAGAUGAGCAUAACCAGUGACGAGGUGAACUUUCUGGUGUAUCGCUAUCUCCAGGAGUCAGACUCCCUAGAGAAAGUCCCAUAGGUUGAGUGAGGAGUUAAGAGAUGACUCUGUGUUCCUCUGACGACUGACUCGAGUACCCCACGAGGACAUGCCCCAAAGAAGAAAUGCCUAAUGUGUAAGUGUUCAUUUUGGGGUUGUUGUACAUGUUUAUCUCAAAUCUCAAGCUUUGGUUAAGCAUAUGUUUAUUGAGCACCCACCAAGUGCCAAGAGCACCUUCUCCUUGGCCUGUUAAUGUUUCCUUUCUAAUUUAAAAAAAAAAAAGAAAAAGAAAAGAAAGAAAAAGGUCUCUUGAUUAAGUAUCUGUGCUCCCUCUCCUUUAUCACCAUCAAAUGCGUUAAAGCUAAGUGCUGUAUUGUGACACGUGAUUCAUUCCUCAACCCCUCCCAGCGUGGCUUCUCUACUAGAGGUUGAAAGUUCUCUGUUGUGACGUCUUCAGUAAUCUUCUUCCUCAGGUUGUGUGUAGAAGAAAGUGGGUGUGGAGGAGGACGGAGAUGGUAGAUGGCGAGGACCCCGCAGUGAGGCGGACCCCUGGUUCUCUGGUAGAUCUGCUCAUCACCUCACAACCAGGGAUAGACUCAGAGUUCCACCCCCCCCUCGAGGGACAAGUUCCCUGCAACCACGGGCACUCCUGGUCCUGCAGCCUGAGCUGAUACAGAGAGUCCUGCACUAAACGAAUCACAUAUCAGUGUGGAUGCGUGUCAGCCUGCCUGGGCUUCUGCGAGCAGCCCCUCCAAACGCUGGGCGAACCGUGAGUUCCUCCCCGCUGCCCUUUGUGAAUGCAGUAGCGGAGCCCGGCGUCGGUAUGAGAAGUGAGGACAUCCGAUAAGUUUUUCGCACUCGGCGUUCACGUUCGGUAUCGAGAGCCACAUAAGCCAGUCCAACAUCAAUGGGACUCUCGUGCCACCGGCUGCCCUCAUCUCCAUCCUGCAGAAGGGCCUGCAGUAUGUGGAGGCCGAGAUCAGCAUCAACGAGGACGGCACGGUGUUCGACGGCCGCCCGAUAGAGUCGCUGUCCCUGAUUGACGCGGUGAUGCCCGACGUGGUGCAGACGCGGCAGCAGGCCUUCCGGGAGAAGCUGGCGCAACAGCAGGCCAGCGUGGCGGCCACGGCGGCGGCGGCGGCCCCGGCGGCCCCGGCGGCCCCAGCGGCCGUUUCCCAGCAGAACCCACCAAAGAACGGCGAGGCCACGGUGAACGGGGAAGAGAACGGAGCGCAUGCGAUAAAUAAUCAUUCGAAACCAAUGGAAAUAGACGGAGACGUGGAGAUUCCACCCAACAAAGCCACAGUCCUUCGGGGCCAUGAGUCUGAGGUGUUCAUCUGUGCCUGGAACCCUGUCAGUGACCUCCUGGCUUCCGGAUCUGGAGACUCAACCGCGAGGAUAUGGAACCUCAACGAAAACAGCAACGGGGGCUCCACGCAGCUCGUGCUGAGGCACUGUAUACGGGAGGGGGGGCAUGACGUCCCCAGUAACAAAGACGUGACCUCGCUGGACUGGAACAGUGACGGCACACUGUUGGCUACAGGUUCCUAUGAUGGUUUUGCAAGAAUAUGGACGGAAGAUGGUAACCUGGCCAGCACCUUAGGCCAACAUAAAGGCCCCAUCUUUGCCUUGAAAUGGAACAAGAAGGGGAAUUACAUUUUGAGUGCUGGAGUAGACAAAACAACAAUAAUUUGGGAUGCCCACACAGGAGAGGCCAAACAGCAGUUUCCGUUUCAUUCCGCCCCUGCCCUUGACGUGGAUUGGCAGAACAACACUACCUUUGCUUCGUGUAGCACAGACAUGUGUAUCCACGUCUGCAGACUCGGCUGUGACCGCCCGGUCAAAACGUUCCAGGGACACACAAAUGAGGUCAAUGCCAUCAAAUGGGACCCUUCUGGGAUGUUGCUAGCGUCCUGCUCUGAUGACAUGACAUUAAAGAUCUGGAGUAUGAAGCAGGAUACGUGUGUUCAUGACCUUCAAGCUCACAGCAAAGAGAUAUAUACCAUAAAGUGGAGUCCCACCGGGCCAGCCACCAGCAACCCCAACUCCAACAUCAUGCUAGCAAGUGCUUCGUUCGAUUCUACAGUUCGACUGUGGGACGUGGAGCGGGGUGUUUGCAUCCACACACUCACCAAACACCAGGAACCAGUCUAUAGUGUAGCUUUUAGCCCCGACGGGAAGCACUUGGCCAGCGGCUCCUUUGACAAGUGUGUGCACAUCUGGAACACUCAGAGCGGAAGUCUCGUCCACAGCUACCGAGGCACCGGCGGCAUCUUCGAGGUGUGCUGGAACGCCCGAGGGGACAAAGUGGGCGCCAGUGCGUCGGAUGGCUCCGUGUGUGUCUUAGAUCUGCGAAAGUAAACACGAAAUAUUUUAGAAACAAGAAGAGAAUUCUAACGGACCAGCAGUGAAUGUGUGGGGUUGUAGCACUAUUCAAACACGAUUCUGUCAGCUCCAAAACUGUAUGAACUUGACCUUAGAGUGUACUUUGAAAUCAACUCAUCCCUGGCCACAGGAGUCUCUAUUUUUUUGUAAUCUUUAUCAAGAAGUUUAAAACAAAAGCAUACACACAGUCAUAUCAAAGGGGGAAAAGAAUGGUUUCCACCUGGAACAUUCAGCCUGGGAAGCACGAAGCCACCAGCUAGACGGUGCGCGGUUUGGUUUCCAUCCAGAACAGGCUCUGAUGGCUGAGAGAAAAAAAAAAAAAAAAAAAAAAAAAAACUGUGCCAAAAAGAAAAAGAAAAAAAAUGCUGUGAUAAACCAAAAGGGGGGUGGGGAACUCCUCACGUGGAGGGUUUUUUUUUUUUUUUUUUUCUUCCUGAAAAUUUGGACACUACAGUUACUCUCACCAGGAUGUUCAAAGACCAGUUUGUACGGAUGACAUGGGCAACUUUGUAAUCCCAACACUUUCUAUUUUCUAGACUCUUUGUCACGUGGUUUUUCUAUGGGCUGGAAUCCUGUCGUCUGGGGGCCUUGGGUCUGAGGUGGAAACUGUUUUGGGUUUGUUGCUUCUUUGCUGAUGUCGCGUGCCCCCUCCACCUCCUUCCUUCCUUCCUUCGUGGUCUUGGUUGGCAUCACGCCCUCACAGAGUCUCUGACAGGCGGGGCUUUCUCGCCCUCCCCUCCCCCCCCCCCCCCUCGCGCACUCUCUCCGCCCCUUCCUCAUAGUUGCUUCCCAUCUUAGGUCUCAAGGGCACUUUUGACGCAUAAUAAGUGCUUUAUGUAAGAAGGCAGGGCAGGGGGACUUUUUACCGGAGGAAAAAAAAAAUAAGUGACUUAUAAGAGAAAGAACCCAGAGUAUUUUUGGAGAAAAAAAAUAUUUUUAUGUUAAAACAAUUUUAAAAUCCUAAAAUGGCCAUCAGACAUAGAGAGCUUUGUGUGAUUCAUAUUUAAAAAAAAAAUAAAGUUUAGGAAGACACAGGCAGGGUCUGAGGUAGCUUUUUCCCUUCACUUUCAGCCUGUCGAGAGGCAGUGAGGAAUCUGUGUGGGAAGGGGCCAGCUCUGGGGUCGGCGUUGGGACUGUUCUACGGCCAGAGAGGAAACUCCGGGCCCUUCCAGCUCGAAGACGACCUUGGCGUGUUUCAGGGUGUGUUGACCACAUAGUAGGCGGCAGGAGAGACCUGGAGAAGCGUGCCUUUGGACCCAAGAAGUGUUCCCAGGACCAGCGGCGUGGAAGGGGCCGUCACAGCCGUCCACUGGGUAGGAUGCCGCCUGGCAUCGUUCAGGCCGCGGGGCCACCUGUGGUCCCCCCACCAAGAGCACCUCGGCCGGUCCUUGCACAGCUGACGGGACGGGCUCCAGGAUCUCACUGGGUCUAAUAUCGACAAAAACGAACAGGGAGAGAGGUUUUCGGUCCUGAAGGUGAAUUCCGUAGGUAGAGUGUCACUAAUAAUUUCUGUCCCCUUCAUAGUUUCUUCCUCUUGCAACAGAGGAGGAGAAAGGUUUUCUUUUUGUAAUAAUGAAUCUUUUUACUGUUUUUAAAAAAUUAAACGUGGCUUUGUGUUCCUA